Messenger RNA from Eriocheir sinensis (Chinese mitten crab), 2330 nucleotides. Its product is annotated as techylectin-5A-like. NCBI's taxonomy places the organism in Eukaryota, Metazoa, Arthropoda, Malacostraca, Decapoda, Varunidae. The transcript is spliced from 4 exons. Bases 176 to 1117 code for a protein of 313 amino acids. The record is from RefSeq and is a predicted model, not a curated record.
AAAACCUUCCUCCAGUCUCAGGGACGAGGACGCGCAGACACUCAACCCCACACUGCAGCCCGCGACGGUCGCCGCGCGGGACCUCUGCCAGCAAGAGAGACGGGAUCCUUGCCUCACUGGCUUUACAACAGAACAGUUCAAGUGAAUAUUCAGUACGGAAGCAUAAGACGUCCUCAUGGGGGUCCUUCUGGUGUUCCUCGUCGUAGUGAGAUCCCUGGUUACUGCCUCCGCCACUACCUCUCCUCCGCCUCCCCUGGAGUCCAUAGCCCCGUGCCCUCCCAACGGCCACUCCCUCCUUUCCAUCCUCCUUCAAGGGCUGGGCUACAGCGAUGCCUGUGUGGCCACUGCCUUGGACACCUGUGCCACUUCCCAGCCGGAGAGCCAGCUGAUCACCCUCAUGAAGGAGAUAAGAGACUCGGUGCGGGAAGUGGCUCAAGCCGUCAACAAAAGGCAGAAUCAGCCGCGACACUGCAGGGACGUCCUGGAGGCCGGGGAUGGACAGAGCGGCGAGCGCGUGAUCUACCCUUACCCUGGACAGCCAGAUCGCCGCCUCAAUGUGUACUGCGACCAGACCACGGACGGCGGCGGGUGGACGGUGGUACAGAGACGCACAAAUUCUACCGUCCGAGAAGACUUCUACAGAACCUGGAGUGAAUAUCAACUGGGAUUCGGCAAUAUUAAUACAGAGUUUUGGCUGGGGCUUGACCAUCUGCACGCUCUGACCUCCACAGACCUACAGGAACUACGGAUCGAUCUUAUAGACUGGGAGGGAGGUCAUCGGUAUGCCAAGUACGGCUUCUUUAAAGUCGCGGACCCAGGAACAAAGUAUCGUCUCAAUGUUGGGAGGUACAGCGGUGACGCAGGGGACGGCCUGGGGGAAGGCGGCCACCCGGGUUCCAAAUUCUCAACCCAUGACUCUGACAAUGACUCCUACGAGACGAGCUGCGCCCAAAAGUUUCGUGGCGCCUGGUGGUACAACGCUUGCCAUUUAUCGAACCUGAACGGCUACCAGUAUGUAGGCAACCACACCUCCUACGCCGACGGCAUCGACUGGAGGCCGUGGCGGGGCUACCACUACUCGCUGCGGCACACCACCAUGAUGAUCCGGCCCGCCUAAGGAGCCGCUGCCACGACUGACAAGCCCUCGGACACUUUAUGAUGCCAAGAAACGUUUGCUGAGCCACAACCGGUGUUUUGGCUUGUCUGGUGGGCCCCUCCUGAUACCUUGACACACCUGGAAAGCUAUUUCAGUUAUCUAACCUGCCCGCUGAGCCAUUCAUCUGGCAAUCCUGAGCCUUCACAUGCACUUCUGAUAACUACACUUUUUUUCUGUUUCCGCCCGGAAUAAGUUAAAAUACAUUCAUUGGCUCACCAAAAGCUCCUUCAUCAAUGUAAAUGUAAAAAAAUCUUCAUAACACUAAUUCCUGUAGAGCAGUGUUUCCCAACCUUUUUCCAUUCGUUUCCCCCUUCAACCAGUUCAACCAUACGCAUUACCCCCUUCGUGUGGACAAGGAAAAAAAUAGCCAAAGCACGAUAUUUUCCUUCUUAAUAACACAAAUAACAUAAUAAACAAACAGAAGCCAAACACAAAAUUUACUUGCUUAAUAACACGAAUCAGUCAAUCACUAGCCCUGACGCCCCGUUUCCGCCGGGACCUCCCUCCAAGGGGUGGCCAGGACAGAAGAGUCUCCUGUUUUCCCUCUCCAAACAUACAUUUCUCGGUCCCCUCUUUGACCCUCUCUUUUACGUAUCCCUCAACUCUAUCUUUCGUAGCAUAAAUGUUGAUUUUUGCCUUUAUAUACUUGAAGAAAAGUCAAUUCCGCAUUCUACCAGAUUUUUUUUCAGUCGACUAAUUGCUAGUAAUUUAUGUUUCCCUCACGUUAAAUUUCCCCCAGGUUGGGAAAUGCUGCUCUUGAGUCUUCUGGCCUCAGUAAAAAAAAAUGUCUUCUGAACAGGACAUUUCUAAAGCAUUUAACAACUUUCAGCCUUCUUUGUGAUCCCUAGUGCAGAUUCAGCUAAGAGCUUUAUGCUUGCCCUCCAAAAUAAAUAUAGGUUAUCAUAUAUUAAUCGUUUCGUUGAAACUUUUCCUGUUAUUUCACACAUUUCGAACGCUUUUGACAGUGCCGGUUCCUUCUGAGCCCCCCCCCCCUCCCCCACCUCUUUGUUCACAUUUUUUGUCGUAUGUGUUCACCCCUCAAGUUAUACCCCUGGCCUAAGCAAUGUAAAGUAAAUAACCUGCAAUGUAUAAUCUCAUUAUCUUUAGGAGUUUGUUUGAUUUUAUUGUUUACAAAACUUUUUCACAGAGGAAUAUUAAAAACACCAUCUCGACA